GUUUCCGGAAGAAGCUGCUUCUUCCUUUCUCUCUGUAGGCCUGGGCGAGUUGGCAGGUCCGGGCGAGGGGCCUCCGCUGAAUCCGACAUCAUCCUCCGUCCGCCGCGGGAGCUCGAGGUCUCUCAGCCGCCGCCAUGACGGAGCAGAUGACCCUGCGUGGUACCCUAAAGGGCCACAACGGCUGGGUGACCCAGAUCGCCACCACCCCACAAUUUCCAGACAUGAUCCUCUCCGCCUCACGCGAUAAGACCAUCAUCAUGUGGAAGUUAACAAGAGACGAAACGAACUAUGGGAUUCCCCAGCGAGCCCUACGAGGCCACUCUCACUUUGUGAGUGAUGUGGUCAUCUCUUCAGAUGGGCAGUUUGCCCUCUCCGGCUCUUGGGAUGGCACCCUGCGCCUCUGGGAUCUUACUACAGGCACGACCACUCGUCGUUUUGUGGGCCAUACCAAGGACGUACUGAGUGUGGCCUUCUCUUCCGACAACCGCCAGAUCGUCUCAGGUUCCAGGGACAAAACCAUCAAACUCUGGAACACCUUAGGUGUCUGCAAGUACACUGUGCAAGACGAAAGCCACUCUGAGUGGGUGUCUUGUGUACGCUUCUCCCCCAACAGCAGCAACCCCAUCAUUGUUUCCUGUGGCUGGGACAAGUUGGUUAAGGUCUGGAACUUGGCCAAUUGCAAGCUGAAGACUAACCACAUUGGGCACACUGGCUACCUGAACACAGUGACUGUCUCUCCUGAUGGGUCAUUGUGUGCUUCCGGUGGAAAGGAUGGGCAGGCAAUGCUGUGGGACUUGAAUGAAGGCAAGCACCUUUACACAUUGGAUGGUGGGGACAUCAUCAAUGCCUUAUGCUUCAGCCCAAACCGCUACUGGCUGUGUGCUGCCACUGGUCCCAGCAUCAAGAUAUGGGAUCUGGAAGGUAAAAUCAUUGUGGAUGAGCUCAAACAGGAAGUGAUCACCACCAGCAGCAAGGCAGAACCCCCUCAGUGCACCUCAUUGGCCUGGUCCGCUGAUGGGCAGACUCUAUUUGCUGGCUACACAGAUAACCUGGUUCGUGUCUGGCAGGUCACUAUUGGGACCAGAUGAGAGCAUGCAGUUGUUGACCCACAAGGCAUAAACUAUGUACAAAUCAUUCAAUUAAAAACAAACAAGGA
This is a messenger RNA of Thamnophis sirtalis, 1156 nucleotides long. It is a transcript of the gene RACK1, whose product is annotated as receptor for activated C kinase 1. The record is from RefSeq and is a predicted model, not a curated record. Gene Ontology annotation, molecular function: translation regulator activity; ribosome binding; protein binding. NCBI's taxonomy places the organism in Eukaryota, Metazoa, Chordata, Lepidosauria, Squamata, Natricidae.